ACAGAAUCUAGAGGUAGAAAUGUGUGUUGACAUCCACGAAAUUCUUGGUUUAACCGUAGCCGCCCAUUUGUUUUGUUACAUAACAUAAAUGACUAUUUUUUCUUUUCUAUUUUUCAUUCAUUACCCAUCAACUGUUUGCUAAAUUGCCUCAGACAAAGCUGGGAGUUCUUUGAAUAGAGAGCACAAUUUUGGUGUGUUGAAUGGUGAAGAAUUUCUUGGGUAAGGAGGUGGAGAAGAGGACCUACCCACCUACCCACCACCCUUCAACAUUCAUCACCAUCACCGAUCCCUUUUAAUUUUCUUCUUCUGUUUAUGAGCACACCACCCCAAGAAUUGCUGUGUUGUCUUUGGCUUUGGUUUGUUUUUCCUUUGCUUUAAGCCCUUCUUGGGGUGUGUGUGGACCUAAUAGUAGUGCCUCAAUUGCAACUACCACAGAUUUGUUAUAGGAACAAAAUAUUCCCAUAACAAGAUUUAUUAUUCAUUUUACCCAAGAGAUUCUUGAGAUAUGGGUCUUUGCAUCUAGACUUAUCUUCAUCCCCCUCCUUUUUUUUUUAUCUUGUUGUCUUGCCAAAUCCCAUUUUCCAUGUGUCACAAAACCUGAUACAGAUCUUGGUGCCCCCACUUUUAUUAGCUUCCUGGGUUCAACUCCUUCAUAGGACCCAUUACUACAGGUUCAAUCUUUCAUUGAAUGACAGCUGUUGACAUUGUCUGUACGGUUCUGCUCCUUUUUGUCGUAGGAAGCCAAUAAGAGGGAGAAAGCUGUUUCGAAGGCUUGUUUAAUUAUCAUUUUCUUUGUUACUAUUAUACAUAGUAACAUAAGAGUGGUUGUUGAAGCUUUCAAGUCAAGGCAAUUUCCACCCCAGUUCGUCGGUGUGGUUGUGUCCUUGUUCAAACUUUGGCGUGAGGAGGCCCACCAUUGGGUUUUGGUGGGCUUUCUUUGAACCAAUAAAAAACCCAUCUUUAAAAGGUGUUUGAAGAUUCCAAAUUUGCUUCAGUUUGGGUUAAAUAGGGAGGUUUCAUGAUCUAAGUUAUUGCCUUUCCACCAUUGGUUUCUCCACUGACUUAUAGUCUAGUCUAACCUCUCUUUCUCUCUCUUAUCACAUAUGCCAAAUUCAAUUUUGACCCGUAAAAGAAUUCCCUUAUUCUAAUGCUACUUUACUUCAUUACUUGUAUCUCCUUCUUCCUGUUUUUAAAGUCCCUCCUUCUCAAACCACUCCCUUCAUGGGCAACUGAGAUGAGGUUGCUUUCCCUUUUAUUUUGUCAAGAGUUGUCUGUGAAAACAGUGUCCCAGUUGUUCAGGAACCGCUUUUGGCUUGGUCUUCUUUGUCAAAUUCCUCAGAGGAUGUCUUUGGUGAGGAAGAGUCUGAGUUCAAGAGUAGAGAAUGUUGAGGACAGCCAUGACAUGUCAGUGUUAGACUUGCCUGAGCUGGUCUUGGAUUGCAUUCUUGAAAGGCUUCCUCCCCCUGCACUGUGUCAAAUGGCUGGUGUUUGCCGUUCCUUGAGGGAGAGGUGUGUGAGUGAUCACCUUUGGGAGACGCACAUGAAUCAAAAAUGGGGUAGAGUUAUUGGUCCUGCUGCUUAUAGGGAGUGGAAAUGGCAUGUUGCUUCAAAAAGGAAUGUUGGGGGUCUUAAACAUGGCAGGCAAAGGGGCUUGAUGAGAUUCAUGUCUCUUCGUUGGCCUUUUUCAUUGAUGAGAUCGAAGGUUGAUGCCAAUAGUAUCACCAAGCAAAGGAGUUCUAUGCCUGUUGGUUUUAUCAUGAACUGGUAUCUUGCUCUUGAAUCUGGCAAGUUCUGGUUCCCUGCUCAGGUCUACAACCGUGAGAAUGGUCAUGUUGGAUUCAUGUUAUCUUGCUAUGAUGCUGAGCUUAGCUAUGAUCCACGAACAGAUACCUUCCAAGCCAGAUAUCCUCCGCAUGGAAGAAGAGCAGAUGCUAGAGAGUGUGGCAUCCCAUGGGAAAGGCUAAGAGCACCUCCUGUUGAUACUUCUCCACACGAUCUUCAUAUCUCUGAAUGUUUAAAUGAUUUGCAUCCAGGUGAUCACAUAGAGAUUCAGUGGAGGAGAAACAAAGAAUUUCCUUAUGGUUGGUGGUAUGGUGUUGUAGGUCACUUGGACUCAUGCGAUGGGAAUGAAAAUUAUUGCCGUUGUCAUAGUAGUGAUACUGUGGUGCUAGAGUUCAAUCAUUACACUCCUGGCUCAAGAUGGAGGCAGACCACUGUUAGUAGGAAAGACCAUAGGGAAGAGGGAAACGAGGCUGAUGGCUUUUAUGGUGGAAUAAGAAAGAUUAAGAGCGAGGCUGAGAUUUCCAUUUGGAAACGUCUUUGGCCUUCUGAAGUCUUGGAUUAGUAGGCACUGGAUCUUAUCUAAUUCUUCUCCACUUAGCAUGAUUUCAAAAUAGAGGCUUUAACUGAAGCAUUGACUGGUUCUACAAUCUGCAUUACACAUGGAAAUAUACAACAUUAAGUCGACUUCAGAUAUUUAGGCCAACCUGAUUUCUUUUCUGCCUUUUAAUUGUCACAUUUUUUCGUAAGAGAAUUUAUGCAUAUUCAUGUGGCUUCAAUCAUUGUAAAUUACUCCUCAUUUACGCACAAAUGAUGUAGAAUAUUCAUUCCACUAUAUAUAGAAUCUAGCUGACGAUCACAAAUUUGUAGCUUCGAACUCACAUAGCAUUAAAGCUUUCUUCCCAAUGAAUGAAGAUGUAGUUCAGGCAUUAUUUA
Messenger RNA from Abrus precatorius (Indian licorice), 2715 nucleotides. Its product is annotated as F-box protein At2g32560-like. The coding region runs from base 1148 to 2344 and encodes 398 amino acids. The record is from RefSeq and is a predicted model, not a curated record. Gene Ontology annotation, molecular function: protein binding. Lineage: Eukaryota; Viridiplantae; Streptophyta; Magnoliopsida; Fabales; Fabaceae. The transcript has 5 exons.